UGUGCUUGACGUCAUGCGAGCGAUGAGUAUUUAGCGACAGUGAUUUCAAUAUUUGGUGGUGUUUUAGUGGACUUAAUAUUGAUGUUUCUAGUGAAAUAGCAAAAAUGGAGACCGAAAGGAUGAUAGAAGAUACCAUACCGCCUCAGGUGACAUCGAUCACGUGCGUGGACUCGGGCGUGCGGCCGAUGCCAAGCAGUGCUGCGUACGCCGCCGAGAGAGACGCCUGCCUCAACUACUUUACGAGAUGGAACGAAACCGAUCAGGUGGAGUUUGUAGAACAGCUGUUGGCGCGCAUGUGUCAUUACCAGCAUGGGCAUAUCAACGCGUACCUCAAGCCGAUGCUGCAGAGAGAUUUCAUCAGUAUGCUGCCCAAGAAAGGUCUAGACCAUGUAGCCGAGAAUAUCCUGUCAUACUUGGAUGCCAGUUCCCUCUGUGCGGCCGAGCUGGUCUGCAGAGAGUGGUUGAGGGUCAUAUCUGAGGGUAUGCUGUGGAAGAAACUGAUUGAGAGGAAAGUUAGAACUGACUCGCUGUGGCGGGGUCUUGCUGAACGGAGAGGGUGGAUACAGUACCUAUUUAAACCGAAGCCAGGUAGCCAGCAUCCGUCCCACUCGUUCUACAGACAGUUGUACCCCAAGAUCAUUAAGGAUAUACAGAGUAUUGAGGAUAACUGGAGAAUGGGCAAACAUAACUUGCAGAGGAUAAAUUGUAGAUCAGAAAACUCGAAAGGCGUCUACUGUCUACAAUACGACGACAAUAAAAUAGUUUCCGGUUUAAGAGAUAACACUAUUAAGAUAUGGGACAGGAAAACGUUACAAUGUGUCAGGGAACUCCAAGGUCACACAGGGUCAGUACUAUGCCUUCAAUACGACGAGCGAGCAAUAAUAUCCGGUUCUUCAGACAGCACGGUCCGAGUGUGGGACGUAAACACGGGCGCGAUGCUCAACACGCUCAUACACCACUGCGAGGCUGUGCUGCAUCUCAGGUUCUGCAACGGCAUGAUGGUCACUUGCAGUAAGGACCGUUCGAUAGCCGUUUGGGACAUGACAUCGACCACAGAGAUCAUGCUGCGAAGAGUGCUGGUCGGCCACCGGGCUGCAGUAAACGUGGUGGAUUUCGACGAGAAAUAUAUUGUCAGCGCCAGUGGGGAUCGGACUAUUAAGGUAUGGAACACAUCAUCGUGCGAGUUCGUUCGCACCCUGAACGGUCACAAGCGAGGCAUCGCGUGCCUGCAGUACCGAGACCGACUGGUGGUCUCGGGUUCAUCCGACAACACUAUCCGACUGUGGGAUAUUGAGUGCGGACAGUGUAUACGAGUGUUGGAGGGCCAUGAAGAGCUUGUGAGGUGUAUACGAUUCGACAACAAGCGGAUAGUGAGCGGCGCUUACGACGGUAAAAUCAAAGUGUGGGACUUACCCGCAGCACUCGACGUGCGUACGCCGCACCAGGAGCUUUGUCUGCGGACACUCGUGGAGCACACGGGCCGCGUGUUCAGACUGCAGUUCGACGAGUUUCAAAUAGUUUCGUCUUCACACGACGACACGAUCCUCGUGUGGGACUUCCUGAACUAUGGGGGGGCUUCGCCCGCGCCCGCGCCGCCGCUGUCACGCUCCUCCGACCACGAGUUGGUUGAUCAUGAUCUGUAUGAUUAGUUAUUUAUUUAAGGACAAUAUAAGACUUGUAACCCAGAGGCGUGGCCUCGUGACAAACGUCACAUACGACUGUUUACAUCGUUACCAUGACGACGGGAUAAAGGCAUCGCCACACUUCCUACGAAAAACCCGGACUUUGUAUAAACUAGAAGAUUAAUUCUUCAAAAGUUCAAGAAUAUUGUGAGUUCUAUAACUGUAUGUUACGUGAAAAAUAUAGUUUGCACCAUAUAAAUUUGCAAUAGAAUUAAAAACUAUUCUAAUACAAAAAGCGUCAAAAAAUUCGUCCCCAUCGCUGUCAACUGGGAGCGUGCCCAAGAGGCUGGCAGCAUUACCUCGUUGGAUCGCCAUGCUGAUCCUUUGUCCGAGGUAAUAGCCAGCCUUUUGGUCAACCAGUCGCCUAGAUAGAUCUUUAAAUAGGGUCCCAUGACAGUUAGAAAAUAUAAUUGAUGACAAGGCCACUAUAUUUCUAUGUAAUAGGUCAAGCAUGUGCACUACAGUUUUAUAUACAUUUUUGGCUACUGUGAAGUUACUAGUAGCUAAUUUCAUACAAGCAAAUCUUCUUGACAAUACCUGUAUGAACAUUGCGUGCGAGUCAAAUGCCUAACUUCAGGAUUGCAAAGUUAUGUGAUGCCAACUAUAUUCAUGGUAAACUUUUGUAACGAAGACAAUGUGAAUACAAUUUUACACACACAAGUAUGUUUCACCCGCUUUCGUGAGAUGAAACAUCUACAAAGUGUUGAUCACAAAACGACAAUAAAUUAAAUUAUACA
This is a messenger RNA of Helicoverpa zea (corn earworm), 2419 nucleotides long. RefSeq names its product beta-TrCP (gene slmb). Lineage: Eukaryota; Metazoa; Arthropoda; Insecta; Lepidoptera; Noctuidae. Gene Ontology annotation, molecular function: protein dimerization activity. The transcript is spliced from 12 exons. Bases 105 to 1649 code for a protein of 514 amino acids. The record is from RefSeq and is a predicted model, not a curated record.